CAACCGCCAACACAGGCGACGCUGGGCGUGGAGCAAACAGAGCUUCAUAUGUGUGCCGUGGGUGAGAGUUAUCAUAAUUGUCAGUCGUCGCCUAACGGGGUGCUUAUCAUAGAUUAAAAUAACAGGAUGGCCGCGCCCGCUGGCUUGCAAUCCCACGGUCGCGCGCACAUGCCAUGCCUUUAAUUGUAGGAACAUGAGAUAUGAUAAUAAACAAUUACACAGUACAUGUGAGGUCACGUCGCGCGCGUUUAGGGACGCGUUCGACCCGCGCAUGUCGCCCGCAAAGAAUGGGCGUUUGCUGGAAAUGAUGCCUGGUGGAACCCGUGUCUACAUGUCUGGUUUGUGGUACUCUUAAAAGCUCUCACGCGAGUGAAUCCUCCCGGCGCCCGCUGCUUCAGUGAGGCAGCCUACGAUAAGUCGAGCAGGACGCUCAUCAAGGAGCAGCAACCAUACUGCAUUGGCCGUGGCGGUCUUAGCUGCGGCUUUCGCGGCUGAGGCCCAGCCAGCGCUGUGUCCGGCUGUGGAGGCUCAGCCACGGCCGGCAAGCCGCGCCGGCGUCAGCCUACACCAACCAGGUCGCAGGAGCAGCAGCUGCGGCAGCACCGGCGCUUGCAGGAGCCCAGCAAGCAAGCGUGGCUGCGAGCGCCUAUGCAACCCAACCUGCGGAAGCUGCGGCACGGCUGGUGCAGAUGCAGCAAGGGCAAACCGAACGCGCAUGACGGGAGUGGGAAGCGAGGCAGCGGCAACUGCGGGAGUGGGAGCAGGAGGCACAGCAGCAUUAGGAAGCGGCGCAGGUGUUCGGACGUGGCGGCGCUCUGGUUAACAGCCAGUGCGUGGAGGAUGUCGACAGUGCCAGUGCUCGAGGGGCCGCCGCACCCUGACCCCAUCGUGGAGACGGCCUCGCUGGCGUCCGUGACGCCGCCCGACAUCACCUACAGCCACCACCUGCAGGACAACCUGGCCGGGGCCGAGCUGUCCGACGCGCAGCUGGAGACGAUGCUGUACGCCUUCCAGCGGUUUGGGAGGAGGCUGCCCGAUGACUCGCGCGCGCCAGCUUCUUGCUGAGUGACGGCACGGGUGUGCUCAAAGGCCGUCAGAUUGCAGCGGUGAUAAAGGAGCCACAGGCGGGCGGCGGGCGCCGUGGGUGUCCACGUCGAACGACCUGCGCUACGACGCCCGCCGAGACCUGGCUGAUCUGGGUGUGGCUGAGGACCACAUACCCGCCGUGUACCU
Molecule: messenger RNA, 1233 nt
Organism: Chlamydomonas reinhardtii
Lineage: Eukaryota; Viridiplantae; Chlorophyta; Chlorophyceae; Chlamydomonadales; Chlamydomonadaceae
Exons: 7
Coding region: 841-1065 (74 amino acids)
Biological process (GO): regulation of DNA-templated transcription
Cellular component (GO): nucleus
Molecular function (GO): chromatin DNA binding; histone binding
Source: RefSeq, a predicted model, not a curated record